UGGUAGUUCGGGCCGUGCGUUUACACUGCACUUCAGUUCUUAACACGCCGACGCCAUUUUCAAUAAAAACGUAAAAAGACGGAGACACUGUUCGUCCGUAUGUAGAAGUUAUUUUGUUCUACAGUACACUUACAUUGGUGUAUAUCGUAAACGCUAAGGGCUCAAUUUUAGAUCAGCGAAACAGAGGAGCCAAACAGUGCACGGUGUAGAGAGAGAGAGGGAAAGAGAGCGAGAGAAAACGCUCGUGUGUGCUAGAGCGAGGCGGAUAGUGUGUGAAUAGAACAAGAGAGCGCACAACGUCGAACGACGGGCGUUGUACUUCAUCGUCGUCAUCGUCAUCGUUGCCAUCAGCAGUAGUAGCAGCAGCAGCAGCAGCGCCAUCAUCAAACCGAGCAACCUGAUCACAGUCAUCCUGUGGCUGCCUGGCGGCUGGCGAAAUAAAGGAAGCAAGCAUAAAGUUGGAGAAUAAUAACAACAAUCUUUAUUCCCGUCCGCAAGCGAAACAGUCGGCAACAGGAAAGUAGUGAGCAGCAUCAUUGUGUGUGCUGGUGGUGUGGAGCAUGUGUAUGCGGUGCGAAAAAGUGCGAAUUACAGUGGUGUGACGUGAAGCGUUCGAGUGCGCAGAAAAAUACAGCAAGGGCAGGAAUUGUGCAAUUGGGUGUCAUUAAGGUAAAGUGAUAAACACACUGCAAACGCAAGCGAAGAAAUCGUACUGCUGGUCCUUUACCCAAAAGGUAAAGGUCUCAAUUCACCACUCAGCAGUAGCAGCAGCCGCGGAUUUGGGAAGUGAUCGAAUUUUGCGGCUAUACGCGUAGUGGUAGAACGAACGAACGAAGAAACCGUCAUCGUCAUCUGUUGCCUGCCCGCGGGGCGGGGUGUGCGAGGGUUACGGUGUGCCGUGGUUGUGCUUUGUUAAGGAAGAAUUUCGCUACCUCUGUUCGUCACACGCCGCCUGUUGCAAAUCGAAAUCGCAACCCAAUCCAGCAGAAGGCGGUACGAUGACGGAGUACAAGCUCGUUGUAGUAGGCGCUGGAGGUGUCGGCAAGUCGGCGCUGACCAUUCAACUUAUUCAGAACCAUUUCGUGGACGAGUACGAUCCAACAAUUGAAGAUUCCUACCGGAAGCAAGUAGUUAUAGAUGGUGAAACGUGUUUGCUUGACAUUCUGGACACAGCCGGUCAGGAGGAGUACUCAGCGAUGCGUGAUCAGUAUAUGCGAACGGGUGAAGGAUUUCUUUUAGUAUUCGCUGUGAACAGUGCCAAAAGUUUCGAAGAUAUAGGAACGUACCGAGAACAGAUCAAGCGUGUUAAAGACGCGGAAGAAGUGCCGAUGGUGUUAGUAGGCAACAAGUGCGACCUGCAAGCAUGGGCAGUAGAUAUGAACCAGGCCAGAGAUGUGGCGAAACAGUACGGUGUUCCUUUUGUAGAAACUUCGGCCAAAACACGGAUGGGUGUGGACGAUGCAUUCUACACGCUAGUGCGCGAAAUUCGCAAAGACAAAGAGAGGGGGAAGAAGAAUCGAAAGCACCACAAACUGGUAUCUAGCAGACGAUUCAAGUGCCAGCUGCUAUAAGAGGCUGCUUGGAAAGGGAUCAUCGUACCGUUACCACCCCUUCUCCUAAUGGACAGUUGCCGCAGCAGCAGCAGCAGCAGCAGAGCAGCAACACACAGCAACACAUACAGUAUGUCCGCGCCUCGUUUUCUAAUAUUCGACUUAUUGACCUACGCGUGAGAAACGUGGCCACAGCCACAGCGAAAAACAUUCAUUGCCUAGUAGCAUUGUAGGUGCGGAAGAAAAAAAACGGCAGUACAAGACGCGCCCAUACUACACCCUCAGGGAUGUGCGUGUGUGCGUGUAGGUAUGUGUACGUCCUAACUUUGUCCGUCUGCUGGCUUCCUAAUAUGCAGCUCGUAAAUAGGAGGAUGCUUCUUUCUGGUGCAAAUUUUGAAAUUUUACACGCACAUCUUUUAAAAGCGCCCAAUCAUUGCGUUCGCCGUAUAGCUAGAUAACAAGCUCCUAAAGCAAGGUAAUAUGUUGAGCAAUUAGUGUGCGUGAGAGAGAAAGAGAUAGACAAGUUUGUUCAAAAAGCGCCUCGAAGCGGGGGAAGAGGAAUGCUUAUCCCGGAUGGGAACAAUUAAGCCUCCCAUUCCCUGGUAUAAACGUGAAUCGCACAAACGAAAUCAAUGGACUCAAUUUCCCCGCAAGCAGCGAGCGCAAUUUCCUUCCCUGCUGCAAAGGAAGGCGGUUAGCUGAAAGAGGGUGGAAGAAUGCGCUUUUCUUGGUGAACGGUGAACGGAGGAAUCAACUCGGACAACAUGAAUUCGUCUCCUCCCGACCCAAACAACUGCUAACUACUCUUUGCAUUAAGAAACAGAUUGGUUGUACCAACCCGUUCCCCUUUGGCAUUAUUCGGCGACUAGUAUCGAUAGCUGCGACAUAAAAGCUACAAACAAACUGGACAGAUAAAAGAUGGGAAGGAGGGAGGAAUGGACGGUAGAGGGAUGGUGUAAGCGCGGGAAAUGUGUAUAGGCAAUGUUUGUAUCUAAUCUUUGUACCCACAAAACGGGAACUAACGUUCUUCACUUGUCUGCCUGUAAAGACCUUAUAUAAAAAAAGGGGGGUUUAAAUAUUAAUUACGAACAUUAGGUAAUUUAUAUAUCUCUUUUGCUCUUAAAUUCACAUGUCUACACCUAUCCGCGUACUACUAUUACUACCAACUACUACUACUACUACCGCUGCGUGUAUGAGCGGGAAAACCACAUGGCACCGUAGUAAAUGCAAACCAACAAAAAACGAUUAAUGCAAUGCUUACCCCCCUGCCCCUUCUCUUGGAUGCUGUUUGCUCCUUCAAACGGUCGUCCGAAUUUCUGUGGUGGGGUUGUAGCAUCGCUGUGUAGAGCGCCGGCAACGAGAUGUGUUCCGUUUUUGGGUGGCAUCAUAAUAGUGUAAUAGAAGCCGCCACAGCAAGCAACGCACACAAACCAGAUUGAAGACAUGCUCACGCUCACGCAAAAGCAUAGACACAAACACACACCCAAAACAGACAGACAGGUGCGCGGAAGGAACGUGUGUGACAGAGGGAACGUUACGUUUGGUAGAUUGGUAAGAUUUCUAAAAGAAACAAACCCCGUCAGUGUAGAGAACGCGAAUAUAGGUAAUGAGAAUUGAGAUCUUACAAGCGCGGAGGCGAGGGCGUCAUCACAGGGCGAAACAAUCCAUAAAAAAUAAUCCGAUAUUUUAGUUAUUAAUCGAAUUAAUCGAACGCAAGUACGCGCGCAAAAUAUGGAGAUAAACAACAACAAAAAAAAGAUAUAAAACAAAGAAGAAAGUAAAACAACAACAAACAAACAAA
Messenger RNA from Anopheles stephensi (Asian malaria mosquito), 3351 nucleotides. It is a transcript of the gene Ras85D, whose product is annotated as GTPase HRas. Bases 999 to 1571 code for a protein of 190 amino acids. Gene Ontology annotation, molecular function: GDP binding; GTPase activity; GTP binding. Gene Ontology annotation, cellular component: plasma membrane. Gene Ontology annotation, biological process: epidermal growth factor receptor signaling pathway; Ras protein signal transduction. The transcript has 5 exons. Lineage: Eukaryota; Metazoa; Arthropoda; Insecta; Diptera; Culicidae. The record is from RefSeq and is a predicted model, not a curated record.